Messenger RNA from Pelobates fuscus (common spadefoot toad), 4260 nucleotides. It is a transcript of the gene ELP1, whose product is annotated as elongator acetyltransferase complex subunit 1. Lineage: Eukaryota; Metazoa; Chordata; Amphibia; Anura; Pelobatidae. Gene Ontology annotation, cellular component: elongator holoenzyme complex; cytosol. Gene Ontology annotation, molecular function: tRNA binding. Bases 82 to 4035 code for a protein of 1317 amino acids. The record is from RefSeq and is a predicted model, not a curated record. Gene Ontology annotation, biological process: tRNA wobble base 5-methoxycarbonylmethyl-2-thiouridinylation. The transcript is spliced from 37 exons.
GUGAGGGUUCGCUGUCACUGUGUGCUCUGGGAACGUGGACAGAGAGACUGAUUAGAGCAGUUCUUGUGUAAAGUCGUAAGGAUGCGAAACCUAAAGUUAUUGAAAUCUCUGCAUUGCGCUGCGGCUCAAGGUGUUGGCUUACCACAGUGCUGUUCUGUACGUACCGACACCGGUACAGUACUGAUCGGAUCAGGCUAUGGCUUUGUGGAACUGGAUCCCAAAACAGAGCAGAUUACUUUAGAUGUCUCUCUGACAGCAGAGGGCUUUCUCCCAGACGAUGGUAGUGGCAGUGUUGUUGGGAUCCAGGAUGUUCCUGAUCAAGAGUCGGUGUGUCUUGCCACUGCGACAGGUGAUGUCAUACUCUCAAACCUGAAUACCGGGCAGCUGGAAUGCGUGGGCAGUGUCGAUAGUGGUAUUACUACAAUGAGCUGGAGUCCAGAUCAAGAGUUGGUUCUGCUUGUCACAGGUCAACAAACAUUGAUAUUGAUGACAAAAGAUUUUGAGCCCAUUGCUGAAGUGCCUAUCCAUCAAGAUGAUUUUGGGGAAGGUAAAUUUAUUGCCCUUGGGUGGGGUAAAAAGGAAACCCAGUUCCAUGGCUCUGAGGGAAAGCAAGCAGCUCAACAGAAAAAAAUAACGGAGGUCCCACCUGCUUUGCCCUGGGAUGAUUGCAGACCUCGGGUAACUUGGAGAGGAGAUGGACAACUUUUUGCUGUUAGUGCAAUCUGUCCAGAGACUGGUGCACGUAAGGUCAGAGUGUGGAACAGAGAACUCGCACUACAGUCUACAAGUGAACCAAUAGAUGGUUUGGAACAAGCACUCUCCUGGAAGCCUUCAGGAAGUCUGAUUGCCUGCACACAAAGUAAACCCAAUAAACAUGAUGUUAUUUUUAUGGAGAAAAAUGGACUUCUUCAUGGAGAAUUCACGCUUCCAUUUGCCAAAGGCACCGUUAAGGUAAAAGAGCUUCUUUGGAAUUCUGAGUCUACUGUCCUUGCAAUUUGGCUUCAAGAAAUUGAAAAAGAUGGUUCAAAACCCAACACUUAUGUUCAGCUGUGGACUGUCGGAAAUUACCAUUGGUACCUGAAACAGAGCUUGCAUUUUGGGAAUGAUGAGAAGAACCAUGUUAUUUCUUUGCUCUGGGACCCAGAGAACGCCUACAGAUUGCAUGUGCUGUGCGCCGGAUGGCAGUAUCUGUGCUACGACUGGUUUUGGAGCACUGACCGCAGUAGUGGGGAAAAUCUACGAGGGCAAGCUGAUGUUGCUGUUCUUGAUGGGGAUAAAGUUUUAGUGACCUCGUUUCAUCGGGGGGUGGUCCCUCCUCCAAUGAGCACUUACCAGAUCCAGCUUCCAAGAGCUGUGAAUGAAGUUGCGUUCCCAUUGGUGCCAGAGAAAGACGGUCAUCUGGCGGUUAUUGAUGCCAGUAACACAAUAUACAUCUGUAGAUAUGGAAAUAGUCCAGGUGUGGAUUUGAAAGUGAGCGCUGGAAUGGUCAGGGAAAAAACGCCUGUCUUAGAAAAAGAAUUCAGUUUGCAGGUUGAGCCGUUUGAUACAAAACCUUUGCAUUAUCGCCUUCUCACCUGGGUACAAGACAAAACAUUCUUGGUAGUUAGUCAGGGGCACAACUCAUCCGAGUCUUUGAUUCAUCAUAUUUCUAUUAAUGAGGACGAACGUAUGGAAAUCAGGCAAGGAGUCGUGAUUACUGGACACGUGACCAGUCUCUGCUGCAGCUCUAAAACCAAGUCUUGUGCCCUCCAAACUGAAGAUGGUCAGAUCUGGAAGUAUGCUUGGGAUUCACCCACACCUGAAUUAAAGCCUUGGAUGGAUGGAAAAGGCCACAGUGUAAAAUUUCCCCAACCAUGUUUACAGAUUGCUCUAGCAACAAUAGCAGGAGAGGAGGUUGUUUUGGGUAUCACCAGUCGUUCUCGUGUGUUUAUUAACAAUUUAACGGUAGCUACAAACAUCACUUCUUUUACCAUACACAAUGAUUUUCUUCUUCUAACAACCCACUCCCACACCUGCCGAUGUGUCUCACUGGAAGACACCACACUGACAGCAUUGGAAGCUCUGCUGACCAGCACCUCGAGCCCAAAUGAUGAGACCGUACGCAAAGUGGAGAGAGGGUCAAGGAUUGUCACGGUGGUUCCUCAGGACACUAAAGUAAUCUUGCAGAUGCCAAGGGGAAACUUGGAAACUAUUCACCACCGAGCACUGGUUCUAGCUCAUUUACGCAAGUGGCUAGACAGCUUGUUGUUUAAAGAAGCUUUUGAGUGUAUGAGGAAACUCCGGAUUAACCUCAAUUUAAUUUAUGAUCACAAUCCAAAGGCAUUUCUGGAUAACGUUGGCCUGUUCAUCAAUCAGAUUGAUUCAGUGAAUCAUAUCAAUUUGUUUUUGACAGAAAUAAAAGAGGAAGAUGUAACUACUACAAUGUAUCCCACUGAAGCUGUAUCGGUCAAACCGCCAUCUCAGAGCCUUCACGUUAAAAAGGUGGACGUUAUUUGUGACGCGAUGAGAGCAGCCAUGGAGAACAUCAAUCCCCAGAAGUACUGUUUAUCAAUACUCACUUCCUAUGUCCGGAAAACCAGACCAGAGUUGGAAACGGCUCUACAGAAAGUACAUGAGUUAAGAGAGAAUCCUCCGUCUACAGAAGCUGUGAGCGCGGAAGAAGCAUUAAAGUACCUGCUAUUCUUGGUGGAUGUCAAUGAGCUGUAUGACCAUUCCCUGGGGACAUAUGACUUUGACUUGGUCAUCAUGGUGGCUGAGAAAUCCCAGAAGGAUCCAAAAGAAUAUCUUCCCUUUUUAAACAAACUUAAAAAAAUGGAAAUUAAUUACCAAAGAUACACAAUUGACAAACAUCUUAAACGAUACAAAAAAGCGCUUGGACAUCUCUGCAAAUGUGGACCAGAACAUUUUGUAGAGUUUUUGAACUUGGUCAAAGAUCAGAAUUUAUACACAGAAGCUUUAAAACUCUAUUCAACUUCUACCAGUGAAUAUAAGGCAAUCAAUGAUGCAUAUGGAGAGCACUUGAGUUCAAAGCAUCAGUACGAGCAAGCAGGUCUGAUCUUUGCUCGCUGUGGCAAUCACGAGAAGGCUCUGGAUGCUUUUGUCACUUGUAAUAACUGGCAGCAGGUCAUGUGCAUGGCUUCUCAACUCAAGUAUUCCAACACCGAACUAGCUGCCUUGGCUAGAAGUUUGGCCGAUAAACUAGUUGAGCAGAGGAAGCAGUCUGAUGCGGCGGUGCUUCUAGAACAGUACGCUGAGGACUAUGAAGAAGCCAUUGUGUUGCUGUUGGAAGGAGCUCUCUGGGAAGAAGCCUUGAGGCUGAUCCAUAAAUACAGACGACUUGAUAUGUUGGAGACCAACUUAAAACCUGCUCUGUUGGAUGCUCAUAGAAAUCACAUGGUGUUCCUGGACAGCCAGAAAUCAAACUUCAUGCGUCACAAGCAUCGUUUGUCUGUGGUGCGAGAGUUGAAGGAGAAAGCUCAGCAAGGUCUUUUAGAUGAGGAAGUCACUGAGGGGCCAGACUCGGACUUGUUCUCUGAAACCAGUAGCAUCAUGACUACAAGUGAUAUGAGUGGAAAGUACUCCCAUAGCAAUUCAAGGAUCUCUUCGAGGUCAUCAAAGAACCGCCGAAAAGCAGAGCGAAAGAAGCACAGCCUAAAAGAAGGAAGUCCUCUGGAAGAUGUGGCUCUGUUGGAAGCUUUGGGAGAGAACAUCCGUGCAACCGAUAAACUAAGAAGUGAGAUUCACAGCCUGUUGAAAGUACUUGUUCUCUUUGAAUUUGAUGGUCAGUCGAGAGAGCUUCAGCAGACAUAUGAUGAGUUACUACAGCUCGUGGAGUCAUCCAUCCCAGAAAUCUGGACUUCGAGUAUCCUGCCAAGCACUGCAACACCGGUACUCGGACCUCAUUCAACUGCAAACAGCAUAAUGACUUCUUACCAGCAACAAGGGAAGAUAAAUAAUCCAACACAAGAUGCUGAGCUGUUUGUUGCUCCAAAGCUAAUGACAAACGUGCAGUGGAAACUGAGCCUUCUUCAGUAACAUGACAACUUACCUUUCCCCUCGUUCUAUGGGACAUUACGAGAGGUAGACUGAUCCCCUGCAGUGCUGCAUACAUUAUAACGUAGCCAGUGACGACUCCUCACACUGCAAGAUGGCAUGCAUGCUGGAUAUUAUAUUUAAAUAACCCUUUUUAUGUUUUGACUGGAAGAGAUUCCAUUGCUUUACUUAUUUCGGUGUAUAUUAAAAUACUUUUUUUGUUACGCU